Messenger RNA from Gigantopelta aegis, 2289 nucleotides. Its product is annotated as radial spoke head 1 homolog. The transcript has 7 exons. Gene Ontology annotation, cellular component: motile cilium; nucleus. The coding region runs from base 109 to 1095 and encodes 328 amino acids. Gene Ontology annotation, biological process: axoneme assembly; spermatid development. Lineage: Eukaryota; Metazoa; Mollusca; Gastropoda; Neomphalida; Peltospiridae. The record is from RefSeq and is a predicted model, not a curated record.
CGAAGUAGUUGCAUAGCAACCGUUGCUGCCGCUUUUCAUUCGUAAAUAUUCUAUUUCUUAUUUCGCUGUUUUACUGUACAUUUGGUUGAUUACAACUUUCGUGUCAUCAUGUCUGAUAUCGGUUCUGAAGAGAUGGAAGAGGAGCAGGGCCCAUACUUGGGUGAAUAUGAAGGUGGACGGAACGAGCGUGAGGAGAGACACGGACAUGGCAAGGCAACACUUCCAAAUGGUGACACGUACGAGGGUCUUUAUGAAAAUGGAAAACGACAUGGACAGGGAGUUUACAGGUUUAAAAAUGGAGCCAGAUAUAUUGGUGAAUAUGCCAAAAAUAAGAAGCAUGGUCAGGGAACAUUUAUCUACCCAGAUGGUUCGAAGUAUGAAGGUAGUUGGGUUGAAGAUCAGAGGUGUGGUUUUGGAAAGUAUUACUAUGUAAAUAACGACACAUACGAAGGGGAGUGGGCGAACCAUGUGCGGCACGGCCAGGGCUGUUACACCUACGCUGAAACAGGAACGAAAUACGUCGGAACGUGGGUGAACGGGAAACGCGAUGGCCAUGGGGAGUUGAUACACACCAACCACAAAUAUGUCGGAACAUUUAAAGAGGACAGGAUGGACGGAAAAGGGAAAUAUGUCUUUGAUAUUGGUUGUGAACAGCAUGGAGAAUACAUUGUAACUGAACUGAAUGAAGAUAAGGCUGAGGAAGAGGAGGUGCAGCCCAUUGUGAUACCCAAGUGGAAGGCAGGACCUGUAAAAGCCAUACAGCUGAAAACAGAGGAAGAGGAGGAAGAAGAGGCAGCACAAGCAGCGGCUGAAGCAGCGGCAGCAGAGGCGGCUGCGGCAGAAGUAGCAGAAAAGGAACGGCAGCUAGCAGAACAGCAGAAAGCGGAAGAGGAGGCUGCCAAAGCACCUGCAGGAGAAACCUCCGAAUCAGCGGAAUCAACAGACAAAACAGAACAAGGCGAAGAUGCUGAAGGGAAGAAAUCUGACGACCAGGUGGGCGGGGAUGAGGCUCAGGAUGCUCAAGAUACAAAGGAGGAAGUUCCAGAAGACAAUGAAGGACAAACGGCACCAGAACCACCCCAGGAAGCAGAAUAAAAUAACACUCAUUUAAUUUAAAUUCACAUAUUUAUGUAUUUACAAGAUAUUCAACUAAAAUGGAAGUUGGCCUCACCAAAAGAAUAUUAAAAGAGGUUAAUUAAUUUUAUGUAUAAAAUAUUGAAGCAAAAUGUAUGUUGGCCACAGAAAAAAAAGACAAAUGAAGUUUCAGUUGUAUUUAAAAGACAAAAUGCUGAUGUUUAUGAAGAUACAUUUGCUUAGAAAAAACCAAAAAGGUAAUAUUUUUGAAGGUACAAGUUUUUUUAACUCAAAACUUUGUCACUUCUCAUUAAUAGGCCUACCUUUCAUAUAAUACAUGUAGAAAAGUAUAAAACUGUAUGUUUUUACAUUUUGUAUUAUAUUACAAACAAUAUAAUCUUAAUACAAAAGAGUGUUACAAUUCUGGGACUUUUUUACCACCUAUAUUGUAUUUCAUCACUACUCAUGUCCCUCCCCCCUCCUAUGUAUGUGCAUACACAGAGGAGCUGCUAUAGAAUCUGUCCACAAACCUAAACAGCUUUUUGGAUACUUACCCUGACCCCAAUCACUUGACCCCUCCACAUUCACAAUAAUAGACUAAUAUCAGGUCAUUGUAAGAAGUCGACAAUCAAAAUAGCAGUUGAACAGAUGCAAAAUGACCGAUUUGGAACCAUUAUUGUCACUGAAUAGAUCUAUAGAUGUCUGAAUAUGCUAUUGGUGAUAUUUUAGUAUACUAAUCAGCAUGGUAGUUAUGAUUAUCAAAACUUACAGAUUAACCAUUUAGUGUAUGGUAGGUUGCGGACAUGUUCUAUACCUAUAUUGAAAUGGAAACUGUAUAAGAAUUUUAUUAAUGCCGGCACAUUUUUGAGUCGGCAAACCCAUCAUUCCUCCUCUUCCUUGUAUGCUUUUUCUACAUGACGUCCUACCCACCUCCCUCUGAGCAUAUAUACUUUAUGGACGCCACCUAAGACUGAUAUUUUAAUAUUGUUUCCAUUUUUCAUUUUCAUGUGUGAAUGAUUGGUCAGUUUUUAACAAGCAGGAAAACUCCAAACUUUACUGUCAGCAAGAAUCCCUUGGCGUCUCCAGUAUUGAUAUAUCAUAUUUGCAUCAGGUAGGGAAGAAUGGGUAGGAAAGGAUUCAUAUGUUAUGUCUUUUGAUUCCACAAAUUAAUCUUGUAAAAUGUGUACAAAGUCGAUAAAUAAAUAUAUAUAUGUU